Messenger RNA from Pelobates fuscus (common spadefoot toad), 1642 nucleotides. Its product is annotated as keratin, type I cytoskeletal 47 kDa-like. The transcript has 8 exons. The coding region runs from base 64 to 1497 and encodes 477 amino acids. NCBI's taxonomy places the organism in Eukaryota, Metazoa, Chordata, Amphibia, Anura, Pelobatidae. Gene Ontology annotation, cellular component: cytoskeleton. Gene Ontology annotation, molecular function: structural molecule activity. Gene Ontology annotation, biological process: epithelial cell differentiation; intermediate filament organization. The record is from RefSeq and is a predicted model, not a curated record.
AACAGCAUCCACACUCUCUGCUUCAACCAAGGUGUUUGGGUCAGUAAAAAUUAUCUAGCAAACAUGAGCUCCUAUCGUUCUUCCUCUCAGGUCCAGAGCAGUGGCUCAUUAUAUGGGUCAGGUGGUUCUAGUGGAUUUGGAGGUAGUUUCGGUGGCAGCUCUGGUGGUUUUGGUGGUAGCUCUAUUGGUUUUGGUAGUAGCUCUGGUGGAAGUUUCGGUAGCGGCUAUGGAGCAGGCUAUGGUGGUGGAGCAGGCUAUGGUGGUGGAGCAAGUUCUGGGUUUUCCUUGAGCUCUAGCUCAUCAGGCAGUGGUUUGGGAGGAGGUUUUCCUGGAAGUGAAAAGCAGACCAUGCAGAACCUUAAUGACCGUCUAGCCAACUACCUGGAUAAAGUGAGAGAAUUGGAAGCAGCCAACGGUGAACUGGAAAUCAAAAUCCGAGAAUGGUACGAAAAACAGCUUGCAGUUGGUGCCUCUGCAACUGGCAAAGAUUACUCUAAGUACUUUGAAAUCAUCAACGACCUAAGGAACAAGAUUCUCUCUUCCACUAUUGAUAACUCCAGAGUUGUUCUUCAAAUCGACAACGCCAGAUUGGCUGCCGAUGACUUCAGACUGAAGUUUGAGAAUGAGCUUGCUCUCCGCCAGAGCGUCGAGGCCGAUAUUAAUGGCCUCCGAAGAGUGUUGGAUGAACUGACCCUGACAAGAGGUGAUCUUGAGAUCCAGAUCGAGGGCUUGAACGAAGAGCUAGCCUAUCUUAAGAAGAACCACGAGGAGGAGGUUAGCAUUGCAAAGAGCAGUGCUGCUGGCCAAGUUAAUGUCGAAAUGGAUGCAGCUCCAGGUAUAGAUCUGACCAAGAUUCUGAAUGACAUGAGAGCAGACUAUGAAGUCCUGGCUGAUAAGAACCGUAGAGAAACAGAGCAAGCGUUCAACCAAAGGUGCAAUGAGCUGAAGAAAGAGAUAUCAGUUGGGGUGGAGCAGGUGCAGACAAGUAAGAGUGAAAUCUCCGACUUGAGACGUACUCUUCAGAGCUUGGAAAUCGAGCUGCAAUCCCAGCUAGCAAUGAAAAAAUCAUUAGAAGACACAUUGGGAGAAACCGAAGGCCGUUUUGGUGCCCAGCUCCAACAGCUCCAACUCACAAUAACUAGUCUAGAAGAACAGUUAAUACAGGUCAGAUCGGACAUGGAAAGACAGAACCAGGAGUACCAGCAACUUCUAGACAUCAAGAACAGACUAGAGAUGGAAAUCGAAACAUACCGCCGAUUGCUUGAGGGAGAGUUUGGACAAUCAAGUUCAUACUCUAGCUCCAGUUCAUCUAGUCGGUCAGCCGUGUCUUCCACCCAGGUUUCCUCCAACCAGGUCUCCACAACCCAGUCAUCAACAUCUUCUGUAGAUUCCAAAAAAGAUCCAACCAAAACCAGAAAGGUAAAGACCAUCGUGGAGGAAGUGGUAGAUGGAAAGGUCGUAUCAUCCCGGGUACAGGAAAUUGAAGAAGCCUGUUAACUAAUCAAAAAUCAGGAAUGAAACAGAAGACCAAGGAUGUCAAGAAAGAGAGAACUUUAUUCUACAAAACAGUGUCUCUUAGAAGAAAUGAAACAAACGUGAUUUUUGGUUUUUGAUGUUACAAUAAAAACUUUUCAGCAACUUA